AUGCCUGAAGAGGAGGUUCAAGGCAAGAAGAAGUUCAAACCACCGCCAAAUAUCACGAAAGCUGAUGCCAAAGACCCACAGUAUGAGACGCUGCGCGGAAUCGGUAACGAACUGUUUGCUGGCGAUAGAGAAAAAGAAAAGAAAGAGGAAGAUAAGAAAGAGGAACCACCACCUAAAGUAGAAGAAGAAAAGCCUGCGAAAGUGAAGUUCAAAGAACCACCCAAGGUGCAAAAAGCUGAUGCAAAAGAUCCGCAGUACGAAACAUUGGCUGAUGUUAAGGACGACAUUUUUAAGGGAUAG
Messenger RNA from Ostertagia ostertagi, 300 nucleotides. NCBI's taxonomy places the organism in Eukaryota, Metazoa, Nematoda, Chromadorea, Rhabditida, Trichostrongylidae. The record is from the annotation of a GenBank genome assembly.